Drosophila persimilis is the source of this 1260-nucleotide messenger RNA. Its product is annotated as pancreatic lipase-related protein 2. The transcript has 4 exons. Gene Ontology annotation, molecular function: lipase activity. The record is from RefSeq and is a predicted model, not a curated record. The coding region runs from base 1 to 1260 and encodes 419 amino acids. Lineage: Eukaryota; Metazoa; Arthropoda; Insecta; Diptera; Drosophilidae.
AUGCCUGGCACGUGUCACGUGUUCCGCCGGCAGACCUUGCCGCCUCCUCUGGUGCUGCUCUUUGCCGGCCUGCUGCUCCUCGGCGAUGGCAUUGCUGUGCAGGGCCUUCACCGCCACAGCAUCAUGAUGAAAACCUUCCGCUAUCUGCAGGAGACCAUGCUGCGGAACAGCCUGGAGCGGGCCCAUCUCAAUCAUGGCAUUGUCUUUGAAUGCCGCACCAUUUCGGACAGGGACUUUGGCAACGAGGUGCACUUCCUUCUGCAGUUGGGGGAUCUUCGGGGCUUCCGACAGCUGGAUGCCUCCAAGAAGCUGGCCCUCUUCCUGCAUGGCUGGAACGACAAAGGCAGCAAGGACUGGGUGCAGGAGCUGUUGCUGACAUGGACCCUUUUUGAUGCCAGCUACAACGUGUGCGUCGUGGACUGGGGAAAUCUGUCGCAGAACGACUACAAGACCGCUUCUAUGUCCAUCUUCGAUGUGGGCCUCACGGUGGCCGGGAUCAUCAUGGCCCUGGAGGAGCUGCGUCCCAGCCAGUUCCAUCGCAGCAACGUUACCCUGGCCGGCUACAGUCUGGGGGCCCAUGCAGCCGGCUAUGCCGGAGCGGUGCUCGAGGGCCAGGUGGAGCAGAUCAUCGGCCUGGAUCCGGCCGGACCGCUCUUCUCGCUGCCCGCCGAGGUCUCGCCCAAGUACCGGCUGGACCCCAGCGAUGCCAAGUUCGUGCAGGUGCUGCACACCUCCGGCGGCUCCUUGGGGACGAGCCUCAAGUGCGGGCAUGCCGACUUCUAUCCGAACGGUGGCCGGGCACCGCAGACGAACUGCAAGAUGUUCAUGAAUCUCCGCGACAUGCAGAACACAAAUCCCAUUGCCUGCAGCCAUUCAGCGGCUGCCAUCUUUUUCCGACAGUCGAUGGACCCGCAGUACCCCUUCGUGGGCUACGAGUGCGGCAGCUACCGGGAGUUCGCCGCCGGAUAUUGCGACCAGAACCGACGGGCCCGUUUCGGCAUCCACUCGCAGAGGAGGGCGCAGGGGAGCUUCUACUUCACGACCGCCUCCCAGCAGCCCUAUGUGCAGCGGCGGCUGGGUGGUUGGCUGAGCGGCGUGGGGCGGCAGGUGGACUCCACCUCCGCCUCUGGCCAGAAGAAGAAUGGUCCAGGUCAGCUCAUGCUGCGCCUCUGGACGAGCGGUUGGCGGAGGGGCGCCAGUCGCACUCGGGAGCGGAGACGAGAGCGGAGCCGACAAAGAGAUCUGUGUCGGUGGCAGUAG